GUGAAAAUAAAUUUUUCACUACAACAAUAUACUCCAUAUGUCAAUGAAGACGGUAUUAACGUUUAUUGUACAACCACAGAUUUCUUAGUUAUCAUAGACGUUCGAUAUUGUCAACCAAACGAUCUCAAAGUGGUUGCAACUCAGAAUCUGUUAUCUGCGUAUUGCAAUCCUACAAAAUUGCAUAAAAAUUUGGAUGUCAGACGAUGGAAAAAACAUGUUAGCAUUUCAAAUAUUCUUCCAACAUCAACUGUUGCUGCAGUUACAGACUCGGGAUGUCUUUUAAUUCAGGGUAAACGACGAUAUGCAAAAAUGGUUGUUCCACUGGAAACACGGGAUAGUUGUUUUGGUGGAGGAAAAAUUGACAACAAUGUAACACUGUUGGGAUGUGUGGAUAACGAAAAAAAACUUCUUCGACAUCGGGUAAAACCAUCACCACCACCAUUACUGCAAACAAGUUUUUGA
This is a messenger RNA of Enterobius vermicularis (human pinworm), 462 nucleotides long. NCBI's taxonomy places the organism in Eukaryota, Metazoa, Nematoda, Chromadorea, Rhabditida, Oxyuridae. The record is from the annotation of a GenBank genome assembly.